AGCAGCAAGCAUGGCUUCAUCGCAAGGCAAGACUGAGCUGAAAUUCGCAGACUGGAUGGCAACUUUGCCGGAAAGCAUCCACAACGUGCCCGUGUCAAACCUGGCGAUCCCAGGGUCUCAUGAUUCAUUUAGCUUCUACAUUGACGAGGCCUCUCCAGUUGGACCUGAGCAACCAGAAACUGUCCAGAAUUUUGUCUCUGUGUUUGGAACUGUGGCUAAAAAGCUGAUGAGAAAAUGGCUGGCAACACAGACAAUGAAUUUCACAAGCCAACUUGGAGCAGGCAUUCGUUAUUUUGAUCUAAGAAUCUCCACAAAGCCCAGAGACCCUGACAACGAACUCUACUUUGCUCAUGGUUUAUUCAGUGCCAAAGUCAAUGAGGGCCUCCAGGAGAUCAGUGCCUUUCUUGGUGACCACCAUAAGGAAGUGGUCUUGUUGGACUUCAAUCACUUUUAUGGGAUGCAGAAAUGCCACCAUGAAAAACUGGUCCAAAUGCUCAAAGACACUUUUGGGAAUAAAAUGUGCCCUGCCAUAUUUGCCCAUGAAGUCUGUCUCCAAUACCUGUGGGAGAAGGAUUAUCAAGUUUUGGUCUUUUACCACAGUCCAGUGGCUUUGGAAGUCCCAUUUCUAUGGCCAGGACAGAUGAUGCCGGCCCCGUGGGCAAACACAACAGAUCCAGAAAAACUGAUCCAGUUUCUCCAGGCAUCAAUCAUCGAGAGAAGGAAGAAGGGCUCUUUUUUUAUAUCUCAGGUGGUGCUGACCCCAAAGGCUAGUACUGUGGUCAAGGGAGUCACUAGUGGUCUCAGAGAAACAAUCACAGAAAGAGCUCUUCCUGCCAUGAUGCAGUGGGUCCGAACCCAGACACCAGGUGAAAGCGGUAUCAACAUUGUCACUGCGGACUUUGUAGAACUUGGCGACUUUAUCAGCACAGUCAUAAAACUGAACCACAUCCUGGAUGAAGGUGAAGCCGAUACGACUUGAUACUGUACUGUACCGUACCGUGUCCAAUAUGCUCCAGAAUGGAACUUUUAUUCCAGUUGUGUUAGGUUAGGUUGUAAUCUUGUAAUGGAUUUUGCAAGCACAUGCUGAAUAUUAUCAUUUAUAUUAUUAUUUGGGGCGUGUCAAAGGGUAGGCGAA
Messenger RNA from Elgaria multicarinata webbii, 1135 nucleotides. RefSeq names its product phosphatidylinositol specific phospholipase C X domain containing 3 (gene PLCXD3). Bases 11 to 979 code for a protein of 322 amino acids. Gene Ontology annotation, molecular function: phosphoric diester hydrolase activity. Gene Ontology annotation, cellular component: synapse. The record is from RefSeq and is a predicted model, not a curated record. The transcript has 3 exons. Gene Ontology annotation, biological process: lipid metabolic process. Lineage: Eukaryota; Metazoa; Chordata; Lepidosauria; Squamata; Anguidae.